This is a messenger RNA of Trematosphaeria pertusa, 239 nucleotides long. RefSeq lists its product as uncharacterized. The coding region runs from base 12 to 215 and encodes 67 amino acids. The transcript has a single exon. NCBI's taxonomy places the organism in Eukaryota, Fungi, Ascomycota, Dothideomycetes, Pleosporales, Trematosphaeriaceae. The record is from RefSeq and is a predicted model, not a curated record.
CUUGGUAUAACAUGGACGACACGAUGCUACUGGCCGUUUCCUCUUCUGGUUAUCUGGGGGCAUCGUUUCCUCGCGUGGACGGUGAUGACGGAUACAAGAAUCGCGUAUCGCAAGGCGGUGGCUUGCGAUAUAGCGGGCGUCCGGAUGGAGGGCCCGCAGGUUCCCCGCCAGGGCGCCACCCGUAUCCCAUGCAGGCGCUGCGCCGUGGUCUGUAAAUGGAGGAGGUGCAUGGCUCGGUC